AUGGAGAAACAUCCGUCUCCGCCGUCUAGUGUAUGGCUACUCCGGAAGAAGAGACGGGCUUUAAGAGGCUCUGUCCUUGUACCUGCGAUAAACAUUUCUGCUGUAUCUCUAUCCCUAGCUCUCAUUGCUCUUGCCCAGCAAGUAAUGUCUUGCGAGAAGCCUCGAAGAUGUCAGAGGAGAAAUGCAGUCUGCAUCAUGCGAAAAGUUAUGAUUUUGUCUGUACUUUUCGAAGAAGUCAGAGAUUUGGGCAUUUUCCUUACACCUUCUGCAUUGAAAUGUUUUAGAGAACUGUAUGUUAUCUUGCAGAGAACUAAAUAUUUGCUGGAGGACUGUGAUAGUGAUGUGAGUUGUGUUUGGUUGUCUGUGCAAACGCAAGAAAUUUCAAACCAAUUUUAUGGUUUGAUACAAGAUAUGUCCUCUGCUCUGGAUAUGCUUCCCUUGAGAUUGUUGGAUAUCUCAAAUGAGGUCAAGGAGCAAGUUGAGUUGCUUCGCAAUCAGGCCAAGAGAGCCAAAUUGUUCGUUGAUCAGGCCGAGGAACAACUUUGUACAGAUGUUUUUGCUGUGCUGAAUGAGUUUGAAAGGGAGGUGGCUCCAGAUGAGUUUCAAAUUAGGAGGAUUUUGGAGGGCCUAAACCUCGAAAAUGCAAUGGAUUGUCAAAGAGAAACGGAGUUAUUAGAGGAGGAGAUGAAAAUCCAGAAAGAAUUAGGAUCAGAGAAAAAUGUGUCUCUCAUUAAUAGCUUGAUUGGCUUCAUGCGCUACUGCAAGUGUGUGCUGUUUGGGAUGGAUUUUGAUUCACAGUUUCAAUCAUCAAACAAAACACAACUCUGUAGAAUCGAUUCUCAGGAUGCUUCUUUUAUACCAGAUGAAUUCAGAUGUCCAAUCUCACUUGAUUUAAUGCGAGAGCCGGUUAUUGUAUCCACGGGGCAAACUUAUGAUCUGGCAUCCAUUACCAGAUGGAUCAAGGAAGGACAUUCUACAUGUCCAAAGAGUGGGCAGAACCUUGUGCACACAAAUCUUACUCCAAAUUAUGCUCUUCGAAGCCUAAUUGUUCAGUAUUGUACCGAGCAUAAAAUCCCCUUCGAAAAUUCGGAAAGAUGCAAGAAAAGUUCUUUUCUGGAGAACAUCCCAAGUACGAAGGCAUCGUUAGAAGCUGCAAAAAGGACGGCAGAAUUUCUUGUGGAAAAGCUUUGUACAGGAUCAUUUGAAGUGAAAAAGCAGGUUGUUUAUGAACUCAGACUGCUUGCUAAAUGUGGCAUGGACAAUAGGGCUUGCAUUGCAGAAGCAGGAGCUAUACCAUUACUUGUGCCCCUGGUUUCUUCAAAGGAUCCCAAAGCUCAAGAACAUGCUGUAACUGCAUUUCUAAAUUUAUCAUUGUAUGAGAGCAACAAAACUAGAAUAAUGGAGGCUGGUGCAUUGCAGCCAAUCAUCCGUGUUAUAACAAGUGGAUGUAGCAUGGAAGCUCGGGAAAAUGCAGCUGCAACACUCUUUAGUAUUUCCUCUGUAGAUGAAUAUAAGAAAUUAAUAGGAGAGACUUCAGAAGCCAUUCCAGCCUUGAUUGACCUUCUUCGAGACGGCACUGCAAGAGGUAAAAGCGAUGCAGCGAAUGCUCUGUUUCGUCUAUCAGCUUUUCAUGGAAACGAUUUACAGGUAGUAGCAGCUGGCGCAGUUCCUUUGCUGGUCAAUCUUCUAACAGAUGAAAGACCAGGGCUUGUAGAUGAGGCUAUCUCUGUUCUUGCUCUUCUUUCCAGACAAUUUGAGGGUUUAAUUGCAAUUAGUGAGACCUCUGCAAUUCCUCUACUUAUCAGUCUUCUUAAAUCAGGUACUUCCUCACCCAAAACCAAGGAGAAUUCAGUUGCUAUUUUACUGGCACUGUGUUGCCAUGCAGGAGCUGAAAUUGUAAAUAUGUUGUUGAGAAUGCCAUCACUAAUACCUGCUCUGUACAGUCUUCUCACCUCUGGCACACCUCGAGCCAGAAAGAAAGCCAACUCUCUGCUUAGAAUCCUUCACAAUUGGGAACCUUCCCAAACUCCGCAAAACAUUCUUACCUCUCAGAAUCAGAAUCCAGUUACUUCAGUGAUGUAG
Molecule: messenger RNA, 2082 nt
Organism: Cryptomeria japonica (Japanese cedar)
Lineage: Eukaryota; Viridiplantae; Streptophyta; Pinopsida; Cupressales; Cupressaceae
Product: U-box domain-containing protein 1
Exons: 1
Coding region: 1-2082 (693 amino acids)
Biological process (GO): protein ubiquitination
Cellular component (GO): cytoplasm; nucleus
Molecular function (GO): protein binding; ubiquitin-protein transferase activity
Source: RefSeq, a predicted model, not a curated record